AUGUCACUGGAUCGCGCUGGCAAUGUCCAGGAAGUCGCAGAAACAUUCCCUGCCAUCCGACCAGGCGGAUCUCUUCUACUUGCUUGGCAAAUACGCAACAAGACUGUGCUGCUUGUAGGCGGUGGCGUUGUCGCAGCAGGACGACUGACAAAGAUCUUGGAGGCGGAUGCACGCUGUACAUUGGUCGCGCCAAGCGAUAAUCUGUCGCCUGAAGUGCGCUAUAGGAUCGCACAGAAGGAGCCGCUUCUCACGUACAAGGACAGGCCGUUUGAGAUGGCAGAUCUCCAGGGCGUUGAUAUGGUCAUGACGGCAAUUGACGACAACCCACUCUCUGAGGCCAUCUGCUUGGCCAGCAGAGCUGCCAAGAUCCCUGUCAAUAUUGCCGAUGUACCGCCCAUGUGUGACUUCUACUUUGGUUCAGAGAUACGUGAUGGGCCUCUUCAAAUCGUCGUCAGCACAAAUGGCAAAGGUCCCAAACUUGCCAAUCUGGUGCGGCGGCGUAUUACAGGCAGUCUACCACCGAACGUUGGGAUGGCCAUUGAGAAAGUGGGUAUGCUACGGCAGAAGCUACGGAAGCGUGCUCCGGGAGUCGGUGGAGAGCUAGGUGCACGGCGGAUGAAGUGGAUGAUUGAUGUAUGCGAGUGCUACACAGUGCCACAGCUUGCACAGAUGACAGACGCGUCCAUGGAUGACAUCCUGGACGGCUGGGACAAUAUGGUCGUGCCUGGUGGUCGCAAGGGUUGCCCAUUGGGAUACAAGCGCAAGGAGACAGACGCAGGGUUCGGAUUUUGUCCGCGCUGGGCGGCAUGGCUUUCGGGGCAUUGGUGA
Messenger RNA from Protomyces lactucae-debilis, 828 nucleotides. RefSeq names its product putative NAD(P)-binding-domain-containing protein. The coding region runs from base 1 to 828 and encodes 275 amino acids. The transcript has 2 exons. NCBI's taxonomy places the organism in Eukaryota, Fungi, Ascomycota, Taphrinomycetes, Taphrinales, Protomycetaceae. Gene Ontology annotation, molecular function: protoporphyrin ferrochelatase activity; precorrin-2 dehydrogenase activity. The record is from RefSeq and is a predicted model, not a curated record. Gene Ontology annotation, biological process: siroheme biosynthetic process.